Messenger RNA from Glycine soja, 411 nucleotides. RefSeq lists its product as uncharacterized. Gene Ontology annotation, cellular component: cytoplasm. Gene Ontology annotation, biological process: signal transduction. The transcript has 3 exons. Lineage: Eukaryota; Viridiplantae; Streptophyta; Magnoliopsida; Fabales; Fabaceae. Bases 1 to 411 code for a protein of 136 amino acids. The record is from RefSeq and is a predicted model, not a curated record.
AUGUCUUAUAGGUUGUAUGAAGUUGCAAGUGAUUCAAAACCAGCACGCUCCAUCAGAACCCUCCACUGCUCCUUGUCCUUCAUACUCUCCCUCACCGGCCCCGGCCCAAUAACUGCGGCAAUUCCAGAGGCACGAGUGGCGAAUGCUUGCAAGAGCGCGCCCAUUGGAUCCCCUGGACAAUGCCAAAGUCGCGGCAACGAGGACCACGUCGCCAUCAUCCAUGACUGCUGCUCCAAGAUCGAGGCUGAGCUCUCCAACAUCUGCAAUGGAAUCCUCAAGCUCCUCGACACCCGCCUCGUCCCCUUCGCUGCCUCCAGCGACUCCAAGGUCUUCUACCUCAAGAUGAAGGGAGACUACCACAGUUCUAAAAAUGUGGUUCUGCGUUGCGAUUUCUUUAUGUCAGAACAAUGA